This is a messenger RNA of Acipenser ruthenus (sterlet), 4036 nucleotides long. Its product is annotated as angiopoietin-2. Gene Ontology annotation, molecular function: receptor tyrosine kinase binding. The coding region runs from base 685 to 2205 and encodes 506 amino acids. Gene Ontology annotation, biological process: Tie signaling pathway. The transcript is spliced from 9 exons. The record is from RefSeq and is a predicted model, not a curated record. Lineage: Eukaryota; Metazoa; Chordata; Actinopteri; Acipenseriformes; Acipenseridae.
CUACAAUCUAGGAGCUAAGAGCUGAACUCAGCCACAGAGUACAGAGCUGGAGCAAGUAGCCAGAAGCAGUCCUGAAGCCUCUGCGAUAGAGGGGGGAAGGCAGGAAAGCUCCAGUGUGUGAGCCAUUGCACGGAUCUCUCUUUGCAUUUUUGUGGCUUUCUUCUUUAAACCAGAAGAAGAGGGAAAGGGGAAGUUGCAGAUUGACUCAGCACUUAAGACAGCCCAGGCAUUUACAGUACCCAGUCACAGUCAGAUUCACUACACAGAACUUCAGGGACAGAGAGAGGCACAGGGGCGACUUUAGAGCAGUUUAUUAAAAGAAAAUAAAAAGAGGAGGGGGGCAUUGCUUCCUGCAAAAGCAACGUGGGCCCUAGCUAUAGGAGGGAUAGGAAGCAAUCCAGUUCCUUAUCCCCUCAGUCCAGCCGCAUAACAAAAUUCUUGGCAGCCUCUCUGCAGCAAGCUGUCAUAAAACACAUGUCAGCGCAGCGCUAGAACAAGAGCUAAAGAACUUUGGGAAAUAGAAACAGAUUCGGGCAGAAGCUUAACAGAGCGUCUUGCUAGGAGAAGAGGGAAUCAUCUUCCAGAAAGUGCGGCAGUUGGAUUUUUUUUUGUUUCUAUAUCUAUAUAAAGAGAGAGAGAGAGAAAAAGAGAGAGAGAGAGAGAGAAAGAGUUCUGUCACCUUGCAUGAUGGCACGGCUUCUGAUCUCGGUCCUGAUUGGCCGGUUCGCUGUGGUGAUCCUGGCUGUGAUUGGCUCGUCAGCACCGGCGGUGGCGGCGCCCGCCACACGCUCGGAAAGACGGCAUCACCACCGCCUCCAGCACGGGCCCUGCAGCUACACCUUCCUCCUGCCCGAAGUGGAGCACUGCCGCCCCGCUCCGGAUUUCCAUGUCUCCAACUCCCUGCAGAGAGAUUCCCCCUCGCCCCCUGCAGCGGAGCAGCACUGGACAGCCAAGCGGCUGGAGGAGCUGGAGGGCGUGAUGGAGAACAACACAGAGUGGCUGCUGAAGCUGGAGAACUACAUCCAGGACAGCGUGAAACUGGAGAUGGUGGAGAUGCAACGCACUGCCGCCCACAACCAGACCGCUGCCAUGCUGGAGAUCGGAACCAAUCUGCUGAGCCAGACCGCGGAGCAAACACGCAAACUCACUGACGUGGAGAUGCAGAUGCUCAAUCAGACCUCCAGGCUGGAGAUCCAGCUGUUAGAAAACUCCUUGUCCACCAAUAAGCUGGAGAAACAGGUCCUGCUGCAGACCCAGGAGAUCACACGGCUUCAUGACAAGAACGGUUUCUUGGAGCAGCGGUUUGUGGCGAUGGAGGAGCGCCACAGCCAGGAGUUGCAGGUGCUCAAGGCAGAGAAGCUGCAGCUGCAGGACCUGGUGGCACGACAGAGCAGCUUCAUCACAGAGCUGGAGAGGGAGCUGGGCAGCGCCACCUCCAAUAGUACCCUGCUGCAGAAACAGCAGGCUGCCCUCAUGGACACCGUGCACCAGCUGCUCAGCAUGAUCAAUCAGUGCAACGAGAUCUCCAUGCCGCCCAAGGAGGAAGUGCUCAGGUUUAAAGACUGCGCUGAGGUUUACAAGUCCGGGCUCACGACCAGCGGAAUCUAUACACUGCAUUACCUGAACUCCACAGAAACGGUCAAGGUUUUUUGUGACAUGGAGACGAGUGGAGGAGGGUGGACGGUCCUUCAGCACAGAAUGGACGGGGCAGUGGAUUUCCAUAGACCCUGGAAAGAUUACAAAACGGGCUUUGGGGAUUCCUCUGGAGAGUACUGGCUGGGAAAUGAUUUCCUCCACCAGGUGACGAGUAGCGGUGUGUACACCCUGCGCAUCGUUCUCAAAGACUGGGAGAACAACGAAGUGUACUCCCAAUACGACCACUUCCACACCGACAGUGAGGAGCGCAACUACAGACUCCACGUGAAGGGCUACAGUGGGACGGCUGGACGCACCAGCAGUUUAAGCCACUCCGGGACCGAGUUCAGCACCAAGGACAGAGACAAUGACAAGUGUGGCUGCAAGUGUGCCCAGAUGGCCACUGGAGGCUGGUGGUUUGAUGCUUGUGGUCCCUCCAACCUCAACGGGAUCUAUUACACCGGCAACACCAACACAGUCCGCUACAAUGGGAUCAAGUGGUACUAUUGGAAAGGGCCAAGCCUGAGCCUCAAAGAGACCAUCAUGAUGAUCAAGCCUGUGGACUUCUGAAGUGUGAAGGGACUGAUUCUCUAAUCUCUGGACCUGAGGAAGGUGCUGGACUUGUGUGAAGAACGGUAUACACGGGGCUAAGCAGUGCAGGUGUGGACGUCAAGGGGUAUUUAAAAGGACAUUAUAUAACAGUGUGUCCACACUGAAAACUGGACUUUGAAUCAUCAUUAGAGCUUUUGUAGGACGAUGGAGGGAUUCUGUGUAUGUAUUUCAAAUGUAUUAUUAUUAUUAUUAUUAUUAUUAUUAUUAUUAUUAUUAUUAUUAUUAUUAUUAUUAUUAUCAAUGGCUCUGCUGUACUGUAACAAUGCUUUAACACCAGAAUUGCUUUAGCAACGCUAUAAUUUAGAUGUACUCCUGGUCUAAAUGCAGAGCUUUGGGGUUAUCUAGGACAGUUUCCUUAUUUUUAUUAGUUUUGGCAAAAUUUAUGGAGAUAAAUCCUUUAUUCUGAACCUUUUGCGCUCCAGCAAUACCAGACCAUUAUUAUAAUGUUUUGAUCACUGGUUUUGUUUUUAGGAGUGGGGAUAGACUGAAUAAGAAUAUGUGUAAUUACUGCUUUUGAUUAAUUUAUUUAUUUUCUUUUUUUUUUUAACAUGUGCUGCAGCUGCAGUAUUUCCGUGAAACGUCUGUACUGUCUCUGGAUUGUUUUUAUUGCCAUAAGUACCAGUGACGUAGAUCGUUAUUACUGACAUGCGGAGGAAAUGACUCCGAUUUCUAAAGACAUUACAAGUUGAGGUUGUCCUAAAAAAGGAGCGACUUUGGAAUACACACUUAGCUUAUAACAAGAGCGCUCUAAUUAAAAACAAACAAAAAAAUCAUUGUAAAGUUUCACUAGCAGCUACAGUACUGACUGUGACGCCAUUUAGAGUAGAUCGAAAUAAAUAAUACAAAAAUAAUGCUGCACUUUAUAACCCUCUAUUCUAUUCCCUGUUUUCACAAUGCUAUUCAAUCACACUUUUCAACAGCCCCCUGAACACACCACUGCAUUGCGAGUGAAGUUUUAGACAUCUCUCAUUUAAAACUCGCAUAUACUGUACCACAAGUUUACAAAGUUUGACCGAAAAGUGGCAACAGCAUACAUAACAAAUGCUGACGUUCCAAACCAGAUUCGAUGCGGAAAAUGAAGAUUCCUCCGACCGCAAGGUAUUUUAUUUUAAAUGGAGAUGCUGCAAAGAUGCUUUAUUGCCUGUGGUUUUAAACACUACAGACUGAGCCUAAGGAAUGUGACCACUGUAAACACAAUGGAUUCUACUAUGAUAAGAAGCUUGGCUCCAGUGCAACAUUUAUAUAUACUGUAGCUAAGGACACAAUAUAAUGGAGGGUGUCUGUAUACAAUGAAAGGUAUCUAUAGUAACAACAUUCGGGGGCCCAUGGAGUCAAUGGCAAUGUGGUCUUGCAGUCAGCAAGGUGGGAAGGGACCACAUUGAGGUCAGAGCUGCGUGUGUACAGCGCAGGGCUAAAGGGGAAGUCUGUUAACACAGCGUGCUUGCACUCUGAGAUCCCUGCCAUUACACUGCAGUGAGAGUACAGCGCUCUUAAAAGGCUUGUAACAGGCCCCAGGUGGCUAGAACAAAGGCAGGAUGCAGUUGUAAUGUGUUAAGUGACCAGCAGGUGGGGAAUGCAAUCCACCGGCUUUGGUGGUAGGGACCUGAGAGUGCUGUCCACUAAUUUUACAAAAGUGUUUGUUUUUAUAAUGCCAGCCUUGUUGGUAGUUAGAUAUACCUGCCGAUGAAAUUAACUGUUCGGUAAAGGAAUUAUGAUACAUCUAUAUUUAUAUAUUUAACAAUAAAGAAAUGACACUAACAUUUGGCAUAUUCUGCGUCUUACUGUCUCU